UCAACUGAGUCCGAGUAACGAGUUGUAAACCCAUAAAAAAGUAAUACUAAUAAAAAUACUGUAGGAAAACUACAGUGACGUCAAGAUUAGGUGAAAUUUUAAAGUAGUGCGAAAUUUUGCCAUUUAUCUAUAGAAGCAUUUAGAAAAAAGUGGAGUUUCAACUGACUAGUAGAAUCCGUGCGAAACCACGACUAAUUAUUUCUGUAUCAUUUCGUUGCAAAAUGUGAAUCGUAGAAGGCCGUCAUACCGCUCGCCACUGCCCACCGUCGUCGACGCAAAUCGCCGAUUCCGAGCAUUUUUUUGUUAUAUUUGUUGACGCACGAGUUUACGUAACGCGCGACCGCAGAGGAGUAUUGUUAUCUAUCCCGAGGGCUCGCCUCUACGAAAUCGCAGUCGUUCGAUAAUCAGCUGACUGGUGAUAGGCAUGAGCGCGAUGCUGACGGUGUGCUCGAGAGCGCUCCGCGGACGCUCCCUGGAGCGAUGCAUCUCGAGCGUGGUGGAGAUACCCAAGUUGCAGAACAACAAUGUGGAGAAUGAACCGGUGCUGGCGUACCGCGCCGGCAGCCGUGAGCGAGCCGAGUUGGCGGAUGAGCUGAAGCGCACCGCCGCCGUCACCGAGGAGAUACCGAUCGUCAUCGGCGGACAGACCAUCAAGGAUGGCGAGCCGCAAUACCAGGUGAUGCCGCAUGACCACUCGAGAAAGAUAGCCAAGUUUUAUUACGCUAGCGAAAAGACUAUCCAGAAAGCAAUCGAGGCGUCGGUGGAGGCGCAGGUUCGCUGGGACCGCACCCCUCUCAAUGAGCGAAUCCGCAUAUGGCAGAAUGCUGCUGAACUGAUGGCAGGGGCUCACCGCCAAAAGCUCAAUGCUGCCACCAUGCUUGGACAAUCCAAGACAGUAGUUCAAGCAGAAAUUGAUUCUGCUGCAGAAUUGAUUGACUUCUUCCGCUUCAAUGUGUUCUUUUUGAAAGAAAAUGCCAAAUAUCAGCCCAUAUCUGAGAAUCCAACUGUGACAAGAAACUCCCUUAGGUUCCGUGGCAUUGAUGGUUUUAUUGCUGCAAUCAGCCCGUUUAAUUUCACUGCCAUAGGUGGUAACUUGGCUUACACACCUGCACUGAUGGGUAACGGAGUUGUGUGGAAACCCUCAGAUACUGCUCUUCUGUCCAACUGGAGGAUCUUCAAUAUUAUGAGGGAAGCCGGCCUUCCCGAUGGCAUUGUUAAUUUUGUUCCAGCUGACGGACCAACCUUUGGACGUGUCAUCACAACAUCUCCAUUCCUAGCUGGCAUUAAUUUCACUGGUUCAGUACCAACUUUCAAUUGGCUUUGGAAUGAGGUUGGCAAGAAUCUCAAUCUCUAUCAUAACUAUCCCAGACUGAUUGGGGAAUGCGGAGGCAAGAACUAUCACUUUGUGCACCCUUCUGCUGAUGUGGCCACAGUUGUAAAUGCCUCUAUUAGAUCUGCAUUUGAAUAUUGUGGACAGAAAUGCUCGGCUUGCUCAAGAAUAUACAUUCCUAAGUCUCUGUAUGAACCCAUCAAAGAAGGUUUACUGGCAGAACGGGCCAAACUGAAAAUUGGUGACCCGACAGAUUUCUCUGUGUUUACUGCAGCUGUUAUUGAUGACAAAGCUUUUGCCAGAAUCACAGGCUACAUCAACGGUGCCAAAAAAAAUCCUAAGAACAAAAUCCUUGGAGGUGGAGAGUUUGAUGGCAGCAAGGGCUACUUCGUGCAGCCCACCAUCAUCGAAACAUCUGACCCGCAUGACAAGCUAAUGACAGAAGAGAUCUUCGGCCCCGUGCUCACUAUGUACGUGUAUGACGACCAUGACGUGAUGAAGACUCUGGCACUUGUUGGAUCCUCAACCAAAUUUGCGUUGACCGGGGCAGUGUUUUCCAAGGAUGUGAACUUCUUACAAAUAGCACUUGAGGAGUUAAAAAUGACGGCGGGCAACUUCUACAUCAACGACAAGUCGACGGGCUCGGUGGUCGGGCAGCAGCCGUUCGGCGGCGGGCGCAUGUCCGGCACCAACGACAAGGCGGGCGGCCCCAACUACGUGAUGCGCUGGACCUCGCCGCAAUCUAUCAAGGAAACCUUCGUGCCGCUGCGAGAGAUCGACUACCCAUACAUGCGGGACUAAAAACCUCAAUUUAAUAUUAUAUUAUUAAUCUUUGAGAAAUAUCAGUACAAUAAUAUGAAUAUCUUGAAUAAUUAGUAAUAGUAUGAUACCUAGUUAAUAUUAUGAUACAAGUAUCACAAAAUUUACUUUUUAAAGUAUUAUCAUACGUUUGAUUGUAUACUAUAAUAGUAUUACGUUUGUGAUUCCACAUUAUAAUAUGUAGUCUAGUGUGUGACACACAGUUGUUAUGAUGUUAUUUACCUGAUGAGACGCGUUUGAGAUUUUCGUGCUCAGAAUGUUGCGUGCAGGAUUAACACUAGUUUGUAAUGUGAUGUAAUUAUUUGUGUUAUUUAUUAUGUAAUAAUUUUAUUGUUGCGCCGCGUACACUUCGCUUGUCGACCGUUUGUGACUGUCGUUAUCUGUGACGAGCAUUAUUUGCUUUGGCUUAUCUGUUUAUUCCAUUUGUCUGGUCCGCUCUCUCACAUAAUUUGUUGCAUUUAACGCUUUUUAUUAUACUAUUCUAAUUCAAUGUUUUUCUUAUUGAGAAUAUAUGUUAUGUUUAUUCUAAGUCUAUCUGGGUGCUAGUUCCUGUUGUUUUCUCGCGGAUGUGAAUUUGUUCUUGAAACAUAAAUAAAUGAAUAGCUACGUGACUCUUAUUGA
Manduca sexta (tobacco hornworm) is the source of this 2770-nucleotide messenger RNA. RefSeq names its product delta-1-pyrroline-5-carboxylate dehydrogenase, mitochondrial (gene P5CDh1). NCBI's taxonomy places the organism in Eukaryota, Metazoa, Arthropoda, Insecta, Lepidoptera, Sphingidae. Gene Ontology annotation, cellular component: mitochondrial matrix. The coding region runs from base 425 to 2131 and encodes 568 amino acids. The record is from RefSeq and is a predicted model, not a curated record. Gene Ontology annotation, molecular function: L-glutamate gamma-semialdehyde dehydrogenase (NAD+) activity. The transcript has a single exon.